Messenger RNA from Nannizzia gypsea CBS 118893, 1605 nucleotides. RefSeq lists its product as hypothetical. NCBI's taxonomy places the organism in Eukaryota, Fungi, Ascomycota, Eurotiomycetes, Onygenales, Arthrodermataceae. The transcript has 3 exons. The record is from RefSeq and is a predicted model, not a curated record. The coding region runs from base 1 to 1605 and encodes 534 amino acids.
AUGGCUGAGGCAGGCUUGGAAGAUACAAGCCCGCCGAUUCCUAUGCCAUCUGCUAACAAUGAUCCUCUGCAAGAAUUUACCGCGGCCCAAAACUUGUGCAAACACGAUGGGACCCCGAGUAUGUUUCAUACCUGUGAACAUCCGUACCAUUCAAACUACAGCUCGGCACAUUUGCCUCCCCUGCUUUUUCGUUUAGAAUCACCACAAGAGCCCUUUGUUCGACCUGCAGUCCAUCUUUUGAAAAAGGAUGAGGAGGAUUCCAGUACCGAGGGAUCUAGUGCAAUUAGAGAUUUCCCAUUUCUUCCGCAGUAUAUAUCUGUCCGUGCUGCUGGUUGGCUCCUUGAAUACUGGAUGCGGACCGAUUCUCGCCUCACUUAUCGUGAUAUCAAAGCGCGCAUGACGGCUGCUCCAGCCGAUAUCCCUUCUGAUAAUGCGUUAAAUAUGCGACGUGAACGCGAAGCUCGCUCGCCUCUCGGUCUCUCAUGCUGGACCACGCGUCGAGGAAGUAUCACCAAAGCGGAAGUUGAAAGGGUUGAGCGCUUAUCUCAGCCUCAGAUAUCGCUUAAUACAACUACAACUAUUGAAUAUGCAACUUCUGGUGGAAGCGGCGAACAGGUCCCUCGGUAUCUUCUUAUGAAGCGCCUUGAUGGGGGGCCACCUCAUCGGUAUCCACUAGACACCUUCCUGGAUGGAAAGCAAGGACCUCAUGUACCAGGACAGCGCAUAGAAUCAACCAUACAACUCCUCUAUCAACUUCAAGAUUACGCUAAUGCUCUUGAGGAGGAUGACUGGAGAUCCUUAGCACCAGAAUAUCUGCCUGAAACGUGGGCCAGAAGGGUAGAGACACGAUUACGGCGUCAGGCUGAAAAGGCAACUGAGAAUGAGGUGAACCUCAGCCAGCCUGCUCUUAGCGGCAAUAUUGCAAUGAGCAUUGACAAGGACACGGAAAAUGGGGGGUCAGGCACAGAUGAUACAAAUGACGAGGUGACAAAAACAGGAGCCAACAAGUCCGACGAUCAAAAUGCCCAUCUACCAGAGGCUUCCCCUGGCUAUCAUAAUGUCAAUCUGCAAGCCUCUAUUUCUUCAACCAAAAAAGGCCCUUUAUCCCAAACCUCAUCUCCGAGUAGCGAGGUUGUUGAUUCUCCAGCACAAUUCCCAAAGAAGAGGCCUACCAACGCAUUUGCCAACAAUCAACCAGUCCUAACCAGCGACACUCUAGAUCUCCUGGACGACUGCGACGGACCAUGUUGUCAGCCAUUUACUGCGCAGAAAUCCCAACCAACGUUGUCAGAUAGUUCGCGGGAGACCCCUACUGUUGCUUCGAUGUCUUCUAGAGACUCCAAUGGGGACCAGGACUCAGGCUCGGAUCUCCUUUCAGAAGAAGCAGACCUACUAGAGCAGCAUGGUGGCCCUCUAUCCAUUAGAUUCAACGGCGGUGGUGAAUUCUCGAUCCGAAACAAUCCCUACCAUCGCCUAAAUACCCACACUGCGGAGAUCAUGGCGAGGAAUAACCCUUUCGCUGACUUUCUUCCACUGCCCUCUAACUAUUCGAAACCGACACGUCGGCGAUCUUUUGACGACUUUUUUGCUGCUGAACUUGAAUAA